This is a messenger RNA of Brassica oleracea var. oleracea, 3489 nucleotides long. RefSeq names its product retinoblastoma-related protein 1-like. Gene Ontology annotation, cellular component: transcription regulator complex; nucleus; chromatin. The coding region runs from base 214 to 3267 and encodes 1017 amino acids. The transcript is spliced from 18 exons. Gene Ontology annotation, biological process: cell differentiation; negative regulation of G1/S transition of mitotic cell cycle; regulation of transcription by RNA polymerase II. Gene Ontology annotation, molecular function: RNA polymerase II transcription regulatory region sequence-specific DNA binding. The record is from RefSeq and is a predicted model, not a curated record. NCBI's taxonomy places the organism in Eukaryota, Viridiplantae, Streptophyta, Magnoliopsida, Brassicales, Brassicaceae.
CUUUUUUAGGGUUUGCCGCUUAACCAGACUCCCCCAAAUCUAGAGAGAGAGUGAGGUGAAGAUAGAGUGAGAGAUACGAAGAUCUUCGUUCUCACUGUUUCUUCGUUUAAUUCGUCGAUUUUUUUAAGAGAAGUUCUUAAAAGUUUGGAUCUUUCUGUUCAGCUCGAACCGGCGACGUUUCGAUUUUGGGAGCAAAUCUGCGUUGUGGAGACGAUGGAAGAAGUUCAGCCACCAGUGACUCCACCCAUUGACCCUAAUGGGAAAAGAAGUGAAGCUACUCUCUUGGACUUAUGCGAGAAAGUUCUUUCCCUUGAAGGGAGCGUUUGCGAUGAAGCUUUGAAGUUGUUUUCAGAAACCAAACGGAUCUUGUCAGCAAACAUGGCUAACAUUGGAAGUGGAACGCGGGAGGAAGUGGAGAGGUUCUGGUUUGCGUUCAUUCUCUAUUCAGUGAAGAUGCUUCUUACCGUGAGAAAACAAGUGGACGGACAGUCAGUGUCUGGUGAUAAUGGGUUUAAUCUGUGUCAGAUCCUGAGGGCUCUGAAGCUAAAUAUUGUGGAUUUUUUCAAAGAAUUACCUCAGUUUGUGGUCAAAGCUGGUCCUGUGCUUUGUGAACUUUAUGGUGCUGACUGGGAGAACAGACUUCAGGCAAAGGAGUUGCAGGCGAACUUUGUACAUCUUAGCCUUCUAAGCAAAUACUACAAGCGUGGGUACCGGGAGUUCUUCUUGACAUACGAUGCAAACGCCGAAAUGACAUCAGCAAACUCUGCUAGUUACUUGCCGGAUAGUUACCGUUUUGGAUGGUUACUCUUUCUAGCACUCCGAAACCAUGCUUUUAGUCGAUUUAAAGACCUUGUGACAUGCACUAAUGGCCUAGUUUCUGUAUUGGCUAUUUUGAUCAUACACGUUCCUUGUCGGUUUAGAAACUUCAGCAUCCAAGACUCCUCACGCUUUGUUAAGAAAGGUGACAAAGAUGUAGACUUGGUUGCAUCACUUUGCAAGAUAUAUGACGCCUCAGAAGAUGAGUUGAGGAAAAUAAUGGACAAGGCAAAUAAUCUGAUAGAAACAAUACUGAAGAAGAAGCCAUCUCCAGCAUCUGCAUGCAAAACUGACACGCUAGAUAAUAUUAACCCAGAUGGAUUGACUUACUUUGAGGAUUUACUGGACGAAACAUCCAUCUCAACUAGCUUGACCACACUAGAAAAAGACUACGAUGAAACAGUCUGUAAUAAAGGCGAGCUUGAUGAGAGGGUGUUCAUCAACGAAGAGGAUAGCUUACUUGGAUCCGGAAGCUUAUCUGCAGGAGCUGUAAACAUCACCGGCGCUAAGAGGAAAAUUGAUUCUUUGAGCUCACCCGCGAGGACAUUUAUAAGUCCGCUCUCUCCUCAUAAGUCACCCGCCGCAGCUAAGACAACUGUUACAGCAACACCAGUGAGCACAGCGAUGACAACUGCCAAAUGGCUCAGAACCGUUAUAUGUCCGCUUCCGCCAAAGCCUUCUCCUGGUUUGGAGCUUUUCUUGAAAUCUUGCGAUAGGGAUAUAACAAACGAUGUCACAAGAAGAGCGCAUGUGAUACUGGAAGCUAUUUUUCCGAACAGCUCUCUUGGGGACCAAUGCGCAGGCGGGAGCUUGCAGCCUGUUAACCUCAUGGAUGACAUAUGGGCGCAGCAGCGAAGAUUAGAAGCUGUGAAGCUAUACUACAGAGUCCUCGAGGCGAUGUGUAAAGCCGAAGCUCAGAUUCUGCACGUGAACAACUUGAACUCUUUGCUGACGAACGAGAGGUUCCACAGAUGCAUGCUGGCUUGCUCGGCCGAGCUGGUUCUGGCGACUCACAAAAGCAUCACGAUGCUGUUCCCGGCUGUUCUGGAGAGGACUGGGAUCACGGCCUUUGAUCUCAGCAAGGUGAUUGAGAGUUUCAUCAGGCACGAGGAUUCUCUGCCUAGAGAGCUGAGACGGCAUCUCAACUCGCUGGAGGAGCGGCUUCUGGAGAGCAUGGUGUGGGAGAGAGGCUCCUCGAUGUACAACUCUCUGAUCGUCGCCAAGGCACCGCUUGCGUUGGAGAUUAACCGGCUCGGAUUGCUAGCUGAACCGAUGCCGUCUCUUGAUGCGAUUGCAGCUCUUAUUAACUUCUCUGAAGGUUCAUCAAAUCAUGUCCAAAAGCCUGAAGCAUGUCCAGGACAAAAUGGAGAUAUUAAAUCGCCCAAAAGACUGUGUACUGACUACCGCAGCAUUCUAGUUGAACGCAGCUCCUUUGCAUCACCAGUAAAGGAUCGUCUGUUGGCCUUAGGCAACGUUAAAUCCAAGACGCUGCCACCUCCGUUGCAGUCUGCAUUUGCUACUCCCACACGGCCUAACCCAGGAGGCGGAGGAGAAACUUGUGCAGAAACUGGUAUCAAUAUAUUCUUCACUAAGAUUAAUAAAUUAGCUGCGGUUAGAAUCAACGGGAUGGUGGAAAGGCUACAACUUUCGCAGCAAAUAAGAGAGAGUGUAUACCGUCUCUUCCAACGUGUGCUUGCUCAGAGGACUUCUCUUUUGUUUAAUCGCCAUAUUGACCAGAUCAUUCUCUGUUGCUUUUACGGAGUGGCCAAGAUAUCCCAAAUGAGCCUGACGUUCAGGGAAAUCAUAUACAACUAUAGGAAGCAACCACAGUGCAAACCACUGGUUUUCCGCAGCGUUUUUGUGGAUUCGUCACAGGGUCGCCGUCAAGGGAGAGUAGGACCUGAUCAUGUUGACAUCAUCACAUUCUACAACGAUGUAUUUAUCCCCGCUGUAAAACCGUUGCUGGUGGAGAUAGUUCCUGUGAAAAAGGACCAUGCCAUGGAGGCCAAUACUAAUCCUGAAGGUCAUUGUCCUGGAUCGCCAAAGGUGUCGGUGUUUCCAAGUGUUCCAGACAUGUCCCCUAAGAAAGUAUCAGCUGUGCAUAAUGUUUAUGUUUCUCCCCUUAGAGGGUCAAAGAUGGAUGCUCUUAUCUCACACAGCACAAAGAGUUACUACGCUUGUGUUGGAGAGAGCACACAUGCUUACCAGAGCCCUUCAAAAGACUUAUCUGCCAUCAACAACCGCUUGAACAACAGCAACAACAGCAGCAACCGCAAGCGGACGCUUAAGUUUGACGUAGAAGCAGGACUGGUUAGCGAUUCCAUGGUAGGAAACAGUCUAUCCCUUCAGAACCAAAACCAAAACGAGACCGAUGCUUCAAAUCAAAACCAAAAUGGAAGUGAUGCGUCGUCUUCAGGUGGUGCCCCCUUUAAAACCGAGCCACAAGAUUGAUAAGAGUAUCAAACAAACGCCAGCUUCUCUUCAGCUAUGUACAUUAUUUUCAUAUAGAGUUUGUUUUCUACGUUUAGCUUUCUGGUGAUCACCUCAGGGCCUCAGGCUAUGAGCGGAUGGAUCUUUUUUUUAUUGUUUUUUUCUCACAUUAAUAAAUAUGUUAUCAACAGUGCAUAUUAUUACUGCUUAACACUUUAAUGGAUUACUCCUUUUUCUUGAAAA